This is a messenger RNA of Triticum aestivum (bread wheat), 574 nucleotides long. RefSeq lists its product as uncharacterized. The coding region runs from base 247 to 540 and encodes 97 amino acids. Lineage: Eukaryota; Viridiplantae; Streptophyta; Magnoliopsida; Poales; Poaceae. The transcript has a single exon. The record is from RefSeq and is a predicted model, not a curated record.
GGCACCUAGCCCUCCUCCUCGCCAUGCUCUCCCGCCACAGAAGAUGAGCCCCCUCCACAAGAAGAUCCUGAAGACGGUGGACGAGCUGAAAGGCGACCUCUCCGAGCUUUUCAGCCAAUCUCCGGAGGCCAGGCCAAGGACACGAAGGGCGCGCCGUUCAUCGUCUGCUCCAGCUGCUUCACGCUCGUUCAAUUGUCCGCCACGGCUUCGCCGUCACGAGCGCCAAGGUGCGCGACCUGCUCGGCCAUGCUCUUCUACUCCUACCACGACCCGGACAGGAAGAAACCCGUCGACCAGUGCAGCACGGCCGGCCCCUCACCCGCGCGCCACGUCGGCGCGUGGCCGGACCUGUUCUCGUUCAUCGAGGAUUUUGCGGCCCAGUACGGGGCGAGCAGCUACUCCACCACGGAGGACGAGCUGCAUGUGUCGAGGAACUCGUCCUUCAACACCGUCGUCGCGACAGGGGAGGAGACGACGACGCGGCCCAUCCGUGGAGUACAGCUCGGCGAGCGAGCUGCUGCUGCGGCGGCGCUCCCCUAGCCUCUACGAGUACGGGAGCUCCGACAAGAGGUCG